This is a messenger RNA of Peniophora sp. CBMAI 1063, 432 nucleotides long. The record is from the annotation of a GenBank genome assembly. Lineage: Eukaryota; Fungi; Basidiomycota; Agaricomycetes; Russulales; Peniophoraceae.
AUGAAACUCAUCCCCGUUCUCGCUGCUCUCUGUGCCGGUGCAUACGCGCAGAGUAUCAACAUUGGCGCGCCCGCGUCGGGUACCACCAUUGCGACCGGAGAUGUGGUUGUCCAAGUCAACCGCCCUGAUUCGCUCACCGGAUCUGAGGAGGUCGCCAUCGUCAUCUCGAUUGCUCCUUGUAAUGCAUACGGUACCUGCUUCGACCCCGCGGACCGCCUUGGCACGACCCUUUACAAGGGACCCUACAACCCCCAGUUCCCUCCGCACAACACUCCCCAGGAUGAGCCUCAGCAGAAGUUCACUGUCUCCAUCCCGGAUUCGUUCGCGGGCGAGAAAGCACUUCUCAGUGUUGUUCACCUUUCUCUAGUUGGGGCUGGGCCUGUUCCGCUGUUCGAGAUCGUGAAUGCAACAGUGAAUGUCGUAGCGAACUAG